UUUCUAUCAUCUGAAUUGAGCUGCUCAGACAUCUUUCUCGCAAGGACACACACAAAACCAACAGCAACCAGGUCGCAGCUUGGCCAGCAAAGACGCCAUGUCACGCCACAACAGGCAUCAUCAGUCAUGUCGUGAGCUGCAUGUCGUGGUGCUGGGUGCUGGAGGUGUUGGAAAGAGUUGCUUAACAGCCCAAUUCGUUCACAAUGAGUGGAUCGAGAGUUACGACCCGACAAUUGAAGACACCUACCGGACACAACUACAGGUUGAUGGACGGCAAGUGGUCUUGGAAAUCCUUGACACCGCGGGCACAGAGCAGUUCGUUGCCAUGCGUGACCUUUAUAUGAAAUCUGGUCAAGGCUUCAUUCUGGUCUUCAGCAUCACGUCAUCCUCGUCAAUGAACGAGAUUGAGAUGCUCCGAGAGGAAAUCACCCGUAUCAAGGACGACGACAAUGUCCCCAUCGUCAUCGUCGGCAAUAAGGCCGACUUGGAAGAGCAGCGGUCCGUACCUAGACAAAGGGCUUUUGCAUGCUCUCAGAUGUGGGAUGCGCCUUACUACGAGACGAGUGCAAGGACACGAACCAACGUCGACGCUGUAUUUAUAGACAUUUGCCGCCAGCUUCUCAUGAAGGACGAGAAGUUUCAAAACCAAGCCGCUCACGAAGACGACGAUCACGAGUACGAGAAAAACCCAGGCCUCAUGGGUUUUGCCAAGCGGAAGCACCGAAGACGCAGACGCCCUGACGGUCACCGAUGCGUGAUUCUCUGAGUUGCCGAUCAUGCCCUUCUAUCGACGACACGUACAAGGCCGAGACGCCCACUAACCACGGAUCUCCCCUACAAGUGGAAGUACCUGGCGCUUUUUGUUGUCAGCAUCUACGGAUCAAACGGUUCACAUUAAAAUUCGACGCAUUCCGCAGUCGGCAUUCG
This is a messenger RNA of Colletotrichum phormii, 927 nucleotides long. RefSeq names its product ras family protein. Gene Ontology annotation, molecular function: GTPase activity; GDP binding; GTP binding. Gene Ontology annotation, biological process: signal transduction. The coding region runs from base 98 to 766 and encodes 222 amino acids. NCBI's taxonomy places the organism in Eukaryota, Fungi, Ascomycota, Sordariomycetes, Glomerellales, Glomerellaceae. Gene Ontology annotation, cellular component: plasma membrane. The record is from RefSeq and is a predicted model, not a curated record. The transcript has 8 exons.